GCAGAGGGAGGGCCAAGGCCGAGCAGAGUUGCGAGGCAAAACGGAUGGUCACAUGAGCACAGAUCUGUUUACAAACCCGAGGCAGAGCGGAGCAGUGCGGGAGGCGUCGGGAGGGAAAAGGCAGACUGCAGGCUCACUUUAAAAAGCAUUAUGGACAGAGGGAGGACGAGGAGAAGCGUGCCGUGACAAAGCCACUUGGAGGUGCGAGAGACUGAUUGCUGCAGAUAACACUCUUCACUGACACGCGCCGCCUUUUGUCUUUUUUCGUCUGAAGGAGCGAGCAGAUGGUGGGAAGACGAGGAUCCCCCUCCCCACUGAAUCAAACAAAAACACACAUGCACUGAGCGAGAAACAAACUCACACUCAGCAGCAAAAACAGCCAUGCCAGCUUCAAGACUGCCUUGCCGAGCGGUCCUCACUCUGUUUGGCCUUUGAGAGGAGCACAUCUUUGGCUUCUGGAAUACCCUCUGCAACAUCAGCGGACCGGAGGAGGAGACAGCAGAGGACAUCUGAGGGGGGCUGGGGGGAGAAUGAAAGCCGCGAAAAUCCUCUGUUAAAAAAAAAGCGGCUUUAUGGGGGGAAGACAAAGCAGACUGAAGCCAGAUUAUUACCUCCAUUGAUCGACAACUGUCAUUGUGAUCGGUGGAUGACAUUGGAGCCAAUCGUGGCGGAACCAAACCCACAAGUCAUAGAGGGUCUUUGUCUGCUUUGACUGUAAACACUGACUGCGCUGUUGAUGAUGUUAUGACUGCGCAUGAUUCAGAUUUUGACAACAACUUGCGAAAUAACCCACGGUAUGAGGCAAGUGACAGUUCCAGCUGCACAACAAGAUUUCUUUGUCUUCUCUGAUGACAUCAUUCAUACUGGCACACAAGAGCACAACAGAUUUUUAGACGCGGUCCAAACUCUUUUCCCAAAUAGCGCAAGUCUUAACACGGAGGGCUUGAUCCAGAUUUGGGAAAUGCUGGGCCGCACAGACUGCUGAGCCACCAAAACCGCACCUCUCAAGGAUUUAUGGAAAUCUGAGCAAAUCUGAAAAACUUAAGGCUUGUAUUUGGAGGGGCUCAGCACACAGUGACCGAUCGCAGGCACCAACCACGAGUCCAAGAGUUUGGCCUCCUUUCAAGCUCAGCCUUCUUCUUCAAGGGUCUGAAUUUAUUGCAGCUGCCCCGGGAAUCAAAUUUCAUGCAACCAUUCCAAUGGUGUAACGGAUGCCUGUGUGGUUUGAAUUCUCUGAGCUCUGAACACGACUGCAGCAUGACGUCUGACAUGUAUCACCUGCCCCUCAAUGUGUAUGUCAUCGUACUGGGCAUUGGCCUCUUCGUCUUCAUGCUGAGUCUCAUCUUCUGCUGCUACCUUUUCCGGUUGAAACAACAAGGAACGAGGGAGCAGUUCAGCUACAAUGAGGUGGUGCUGAAGGGAGCAAGCAAGAAACUCAGCCUGCUUGGACAAACCUGCGCCGUGUGUCUGGAAGAAUUCAGGACCAGAGACGAACUGGGAGUGUGCCCGUGCUCACAUGCAUUUCACAAGAAGUGCCUGCUCAAGUGGCUGGAGAUCCGCAGCGUGUGCCCAAUGUGCAACAAACCCAUCUUGCGGCUCCACACUGAUGCCCCGCAGGGUGCCGAGGGUCCUAUGGAGCCAGAGGAAGUGUGAGGUUGGGAGAGAGGAAACUAUACUUCUCUUAGGGGAAAAAACAACAACUCCAUUUAAAUGACUAGAGAUGAUCAUCUCACAGACCAGACAAAGCCGUUUAUGAUCCCAAGCAGCUGUGUUGCCGCUGACCUUUGAGCAAUAUUCUUAGGUGGGAAUUGGAUGUUGACGGAGGCAAACAUGAUUUGGUAGGGUCGGAAGAUGGGGGAAGGAUGUAUAAAUAAGACAUUUUUCAUUACAUUGGUCCUCGCUUAGCUUCCAUAUUGCACUGCUCAGCAACAGCCGGACUGGAAAGGAGGCACCGGGACUGCAGCACUGCUGAACAGAAGCGGUACUGAGCAGGAGCAAUACUGAUACCUCUACCAUCUCAGGGGUGUUACCAACCCAGCAAGCACAAACCACGUCAGUCACAACGUAACCCACACAAGCAUUUUACAAUCAAUACUACCACUGUGUAGGUAAAAUACUCAAGCAGUCAAGCGGUAGCCACACGCUAUGGAUGACAUCACAAUUUCUGGAUGACAUCAUGACCAGCAUCAAGGACUUAAGUAGGCAGAUUUUUUUUUCAGAGUGUGUACCAAGAACUUUCCUUUAAAAAAAAAAAAAAAAAAAGGAUAAAAAACUCAUGUGUAUGUAAUGUACGUAAACGUGUACCAAUAUAUAUUGUUAUUUUGUAUUUGUUGCUUUAAAAUAAAAUGUCAUGUA
Hippocampus zosterae (dwarf seahorse) is the source of this 2355-nucleotide messenger RNA. RefSeq lists its product as uncharacterized. Lineage: Eukaryota; Metazoa; Chordata; Actinopteri; Syngnathiformes; Syngnathidae. Bases 1186 to 1653 code for a protein of 155 amino acids. The transcript is spliced from 6 exons. Gene Ontology annotation, molecular function: ubiquitin protein ligase activity; zinc ion binding. Gene Ontology annotation, cellular component: endomembrane system. The record is from RefSeq and is a predicted model, not a curated record.